AUGCAGAAACAAACGGGCGUUUGCGUCCUCCUCGGAGGGAACGCACCGCAGCGCGGUCCCCGCAAGCGCGGAGGCGCUCGGCUGCACGCCGAGGAGGGCGAACAAGGUUGCGCUAGUCCACGGCCAGGGGAUGCGCUGCCCACCGCUCAGGGCGUUUGCGAAGAAAGCACCGGCACGCCACUCGCCUUCCAGGAACAUGCUUCCGGGCCUUCUUCCACAAUCACGCCUGCGGCAGGAAGCUGGGACGCUCUGAGUGCGGGAACCGUUGCCCGCCUGCCUCCCACCGCCGCGGCGGCUUCGCGGUCGCCUUCCACCCUCUGUGGCGCGGAUGCGCGCGCGUUUCCAGACUCUCUUGUUCCCAAGGAUGUGCAUGCGCCCCAUCUGGACGAACUCAGUGGAGACUGCGCAACGGCGACAGCGGUCGAAGAACGCCGGCCAGCCUGUGGGGACAACCUCGCCGCCGAAGAGCGCCGGGGGAAGGAACCUCAAGUAGGGACUGUCGAAGCGAACGGCCGUGUGGAGCGUCUCUCGGGGAGCGCGAGUGGACCGCCCUCGGCGAGUAACCAGGCCGAUAGUUCUCAGGCGCGUCACCCCGCGGCCGCUUCCGACCCAGUGUCAAGUCGCCUGGCGUCAGCGCAGCCUUCUUUCUCGCUUCGGCACGCGCUGUCGCUACCCCAGCCGCUUGGCCCCUCUUCAGACGCGCUUGAGUCUACGGACACGACCCCGACGUCGUCGUUUUCGCCCGCGUCCCUCUCUCGCCUCGCCGGAGUCUCUCCGAAGUCCGUGCCGUGUGCGAGCCUCGCGCCGGAGCAGCAGUUGGCCGUGGCGACGGAGAGCCGCGCUGGCGGCUGCCGGAGCGCCGAGCCUCCCACGCUCGAUCCCUCGACAGUAAACGUCGACGUCCGUUCCGUCUUUCUAACCACCCUGGAUGGCGCCUCUCCAUUUGAAAGCCCGCUCCGGGACUGCUCUCAGGGCUCCAGCUACACCCGAGCCUCUUCGACGCUUUCGCUCUCUCCCGAGUCCGCCGCGAAGCGCCGCAAAACGAACAACGAGAACUCGACGUGCCUGUCGGGGAACUUGUCACCUGGCGCCUUGCUGAAUAUGCUGGCUUUGUCCCUUGCGCCAGGCUCUUCGCCUGUCUCUAACCCCCAGGAGUCGGCUGUCCCCGGCGCGUCUGGAGACAGUCCCGCCGGCAGCCUUGCUUCUCUGUCUUCUCCCGCUCCCCCUUCGCGUUCCGCUCUUGAUUCGGCGGGAGCGCCCGCCGAGUCGCUGUCUGCGGUUCACCAGUUGGAGGCCGCCCUGCUCGCGUCUGCGUCCGCGGCUCUGCCAACCCGCCUGUCCCCGGAGGCGUCGUUUGGCGCGUCUCUACUCUUGAACUGUCUCCCCGGUUCGCUGGUCCCUCCCGUUCCUGCAGCGCCGCUCGGCUCGCCGAAGCCUGUCUCGGGUGACCCGAGGGAUCGCGAUUCGACUCUCGAUGUGGCAGCGGCGCUCGCGCUCGUCCAGAAUCCAGGGUUGCUCGCGGACUUGCGCCGUGGCCCCGGAAACGCGGCCGAGCGGUUUCCGCCGCGCCCAGCGCCGCGACAGGACGUGCCCCAGACCGGCCUCGGACCGUCAGCGCAUACCCCGGAGGCGGCGGGAGGCAGCCGGCCGGCCGAUCUCGACACCGUCCAGCGCGGCCGAGGAAGCAGAGGCCGACAAAACGAGAAAGGGCGCUCCCGCGGCGCGAGCAGGGGGGUUGCCGUCGCAGCUGGAGGCGCGCCGGCGGAAGAUUUCGCGGCCCGAGCACGCCAGUGCGAACAUGUCCCCGGAGUGUGCUUUGACCGGUGGAACCAGGGUUGGAUCGCCACGUGGCGGGAGCAGCGCCACCCUGUCCACAAACAUUUUUCCGCGAAGAAGUACGGCUUCGAGAGAGCGCGGGCGCUCGCGAUUGAACACCGCCGCCUCAUGGUCUCCAGGCACCGGCAAAACGGCGAAUCGGGCGGAGGCGCCGUUCCGGGGGCGAGUCCCGCCGGGGCGCGGCCGCGCGACAGUGUCCACAUGCCCAGCUCCGAGGGAAACGCGACCGGAAGCCGCGCGAUGGCCAGUCCGCAAGUCCCAGAUGGGAGCCCCUCGGGCGGCUGCCGAGCGGACGGAGCGGCCGGACCGGUCGGGUGUACAGACACCGCAGGCGAGGCGCCAGGCGAACCUGCGAGACGACCGAAAUUCGGAUGCCCGAGAGCCGCGACUGCUGCCGCCGGAGGGCGACGGCCGUGCCUCGGGGAGAAAGCGGGGAAACGCGAGAUGAGUUGGGCGGAACUCGUGGCGAGUAUGCCCAGGGUGGAACGCGUCAGUUUCGACUUCACCAACCAAAGCUGGAUUGCCCAGUGGAAACAACAGGGCUGCACGACGUACCGGCGGUUUUCUGUGUCCAAGUUCGGGUUCUUCGGAGCCCACCACCUCGCAGUCGAAUUCAAGCGGCAGAACUACCGCCAGCUUCCCUCGCAGAAGACCACGCUUCCCGACAGUCCCGCGCCGCUCGCGGCGGUGUCUCCGCACCCAGGUUGCGAGGCCGUCGCGGAUGAGAAAGCGAGUUCCGGGCGAGCUGGCGGCUCGGCGAAGCGUGCGCUGUCCCACUGCGAGCGCGGUCGAAGACUCCCACGAGGGGCGUCUUUCCAGCGCGCCGCGAGUCUGACAAGCGAGGCGGGCCAGAACGGCAAAGGCCCGAUUCCUGCCUUGGGUGGCGUGGCGAACGCAUGCAGUGGAGCGCCUACGCCUGCAUGCAGUCCCCUUCAGUGUGUAGGAGCGUCGAAACCGGUCGCUUCCGCAGGGAGCGGCGAGGGAGAGGAUCUCCGAGGCCUCGGUUUCCCGUCCCUCGCUUCGCUUCCCGCCUGCUCACUCUUUGGGCUCUCUCCCUCUGCCUUCUCCCAGGUUCUCUCUCCUCUGCUCGGCGACGGCGUCUCGGGAACUCGAGAGGCGCCGGCGCAAAACUCUGGACUCGAGGUGGAGAGUUCCCUGGAGGCUGGCAGCACAAAGGCGCCGAGUGGUGCACUCUCGCCCGUCCUCGACAACGGUCAGAUGUGUGCAGGAGGGGUUCCCUGCCCGUUCGUCCCGGCGCCUUCCCCAACUGAGGCCACGACGCGCGUCGCGACAGACGCUUCGUCCUCUUCUGCAUGCCUGCCUCUGGGUGUUCUCGGAGCUGGGUCGGGGGGACAGGGAGACGCCUCUCUCGCUGUUCUCACCAGCAAACUCCGCGCCCUUCCUGCGCCGACCGCCGACGCCCCCAGCGACAGCCAGCGCGCCCAUCCACGGCUCCUGUCCGCACUCCUCUCGUCCUCGCCGUCGUUCGCGUUUGCGCUUUCUGGAGAGAGUGGCGCGGCACAGCGAGGCCAAGGGGACGAGACCGGGGGUUCAGCUUCCCCCUUCGCCCCAGAGAAGCCCGACGCGCCGGGGGAGAGAGCAGAGACCUCUGACCCGCAGGCGUGGCGCCCCGCCGAGGAACCAACCGUCUCUUUCACCGCGUCGGCUCCAGCUGUGCAUACAUCUGCGCUGGAGGAACGAGGCAAGUCGCAAGGAGGUCCAGGUGGAGCCGCCCGCGUUGCGAGCGUGACGACGACAACCUCGCCGCACGACGAAGAGUCGAGCGCGUCGCCUGGCUGGCUGGGCACUUCCAACGCCUUCGCCUUCACAGACGCUGUCCAGGCGGGCGCGCCUCGGCCCUCCACUGGCCGCGUCUCUCCCGCAUCGGCUGCGCCUGCUGAGGCGCAUGCACUCCCCUCUGCGCCGAUCAACGCAGACUGCCCCGCAGCUGGGGCCCUGCCUCUGUACAAGUUUGCCCUCUGCUGCAUGCUCGCCGAUCUGAAGACAAACUGCCUGGGCAGCGUCUUCUCGGCUCUCUCUCAGACGCCCUCGCCCCCUGCCUCGCUCUGGACUGCGCCGUACCUCGACCUGUUGGACGUCCACACCAAGCGCGUCACGGAGGCGGCGGAUCUCAAGCAGCUGGCCGCCUACGGCAGCGUCUUUGACGGAUUUCUGAAGGCUUCGGUUCUCCCGAGCGCAUGCGCCGCCACGGUGCAAGCGAAGCUUCUGCAUGCGCUGGCGACGAUGGAUCUCCCGAGGAGCGGCCAGAAACCGCGCGCCCCAGAAGUCUUGUCAAGCAGAGCAGAGAAGGCGUGA
This is a messenger RNA of Neospora caninum, 4152 nucleotides long. RefSeq lists its product as uncharacterized. The record is from RefSeq and is a predicted model, not a curated record. Gene Ontology annotation, molecular function: DNA-binding transcription factor activity. The transcript has 3 exons. NCBI's taxonomy places the organism in Eukaryota, Apicomplexa, Conoidasida, Eucoccidiorida, Sarcocystidae. Bases 1 to 4152 code for a protein of 1383 amino acids. Gene Ontology annotation, biological process: regulation of DNA-templated transcription.